Molecule: messenger RNA, 7113 nt
Organism: Heterostelium album PN500
Lineage: Eukaryota; Evosea; Eumycetozoa; Acytosteliales; Acytosteliaceae
Exons: 8
Coding region: 1-7113 (2370 amino acids)
Source: RefSeq, a predicted model, not a curated record
AUGGGUGAUGUAUUCUAUAUUCUAUGCAACAAUGUUGUCGAAUCUUUAGAAUGCGGUAGCAAUGCUCUUCCCUUAGGAAAGUAUUCAUUCCCACCUCUCAUAAAGUAUUGGUAUGCCGAGUUCGUCUAUCAGGACACUACCAACUCGGUUGUUGACUAUGGUGCAGUAGGACGUGUCAGUGGUGCCGUACCAGAGAAGAUCUACGUGGUCGACGGUAUCAACUAUCUACGUUUACGAUUCUAUGUCAAUGAUGUCUACGACCUGUUCUUGACGGUCAACAGCUACAGUGGUGCACUUUGUAAUCAUACGAUCAUCUCCAACACAACGACUCUAAUGAUUCCACACGUAGAUAUCGUCCAACCGAAAUGUCUAUAUGCCAAUGCCACUCUCACCCCAAUCAACAACACGCUUAUCAAUCUUCCAUUUUUCCAGGUGGAUUGUCUUUCUUAUCCAGAUCCCACUCUAUCGAUGGCGGCAUACACUCCCACCUUCCAAUACAAAGUAGAUAUCAACGGUGUCUAUCGUAUUACCUAUGGAAACCUCCAGUAUCUAUUCAAUCUUGAAGCUCAAAAUCCAUUGAUACCAAUCUUUAGUUUUUCCUCUGCCAUUAUUGGUCAGAACAGUACGAUGUCCAUUCAGAACUCCCAGAUGUUCAGCUCCAUCCAAUUAGUCGAUUACCAAGGAAAUCUAGUUACACCAACCAAUAUUAACCAAUUCCCAAUUGUAAAUAGUAUGCGAUAUAAAUUGAUUGCUGUUUCCAAUACAUGUGGAACUCAGGUAAUGGAUGUAGUUGCCAACCUCUACCCUUACUUGAAAUCAAAAGUUCUUAAUUACAGUUGCGCCAAUUCCACUGUUGAUGUUUCAUUCGACUUUGACUUCCAGGUACCUGGUAUUGGAACACAGAAUAAUAUCACUAUUGGAGAUUUCGCCUAUCAAUUGGGUACCCCUAUUACCUUAAGACAAGGAUCGCUUAUUAGCGUCGGAAUAAAAGGUCAAUACAACUUUGACUACCUCUACCCCUUACCGAGAUUGAACCCAUCGAUAGGAUACACCAUAGAUUCCUACCCAACAUGUUCAACAACCGGUAUAUUUACCAUCCACUACGAUGGUAAUAUCACUGAUGUCUCUGUGAACUACCAUAAGGUCACUUCCAACAAAGUUUCUUUCGAGUUUGGCCGACAAUACUCCGUUCAAACUUUAUGUGGACAAGAGAUUGUUGUUUUCUAUAACAACCCUCCAAUCUAUUCGAUUGACUCGUCAACCGACGAUUGUCUUGGAAUCAUGUCGGUUGUUGUUAGAAACUACCAAUCAUACUCUGAAAUAAUUUUAAUCGAUUCAGCAUUAGGUAUCGAUUAUACAGCAAUCGAUGGUAUCUUCUAUAAUGUUUACCCAUCUUCUCAAUUGUCAUUUUCCUACAAAGAGAAUAGCAGCUGCUAUUCUUCCGGAAUUAGGGUUCCAUACACUUUGGCUCCCCAAGAUUCCAGUCAAAUCCAGGUCAAACAUCAAAUUCUUCAACCAUCAUCGUCAUGUAGUGAUAAAGUGUUAUUCAAUUAUCAAGUCAUUAACAAAGGUGUCAUACUCGAAAAUGUUACCGAUAGUUUCUAUUAUGGUCAAAAUAUAACACAUAACUUAGGAUAUGGAACAUGUGGUGAUUAUAUCAAUAUUCCACUCGUUGUAGAUAAUUUAUUAAAUGUAACAACAUAUAAAAUUGUAAAGUCAGCAGUUUGUAAAUAUUCAUUAGCAACUAUUCAAUUGGAAUCUGUUGAUAUCAUUAAUUUACAAUCUAUAUACAUUAAUGGAAUACAAGAAGCUCUCAAUUCUGUUGACGCCACUUACCAAAUUCCAACUGGACAACAUACUAUUGAACUUACCUAUUCUAAUCCAAACGGAAAUUGUGAAACUAUAUUGAAUGUCGACAUACCAUUCACAAACAACACUGAAUUGACACACACCAUAACCAAUCAAGAUUCAACAAAAUGUGAUGAAUUAACAGGUUCAGUACGAUUUGCCAAUUUCAAUGAUUUUAUUACAUUGCAAAUCGAUGGAGAAAAUUCCUCGAUUGGAGCAUUCAAUCAUCUAAAUCCCGAUAUCUACACCAUCAAAUUCAAUCAUUCAGUUUGUGGAGUUGGUCAAAUCGUAGUUCCAAUCAUUACCGACGGUGAAGUUACAUUCGAAGAAAUCUACAGACCUACAUGUUCCGUUACAGUUGGACCAUCUGAUGGUAUCUAUAGAAUGAAUGUUCGUGAUAGAUUUGGAAAUCAAAUUAAAAACUCUUCCAUUAGUUCACCUUAUGCCUAUCAAACUAUGGGUAUUGUGACUGGUCAAACCUAUGGAGAAUAUAUUUUUGAAGUUCAAUCCGGAGAUUUUUGUAUUUGGAAUCUAAAUGGUGAAUUUAAACAACAGGAAAUCAAGUACAAUGAUUUUUGUAAGCUCGACACACUAGCUCCAGCCAAUCCACCAACUCCAGAUUUCGAUUUCGAAAUAAUUAGACAAUGUGGAACAAUGGAUACCAUAUUGCAGAUUCCUCAGAGUGUAGUCGAUGAAUAUUACGUUGUAACUCAAAAUGGUAACAUUGAUGCAAACAAUCAAAUCAACAUGUACAGUUCCACUUUCGUUGUUUUGACAUCGAAAUCAAAUGGAACUCAAUACUAUUACAACAUUGGAAAUUCCAACUAUGAGAUGCCACCACCCGUUCAAUAUUCAACCAAAGAUGAAUCAUGCUCUUCAAGUGGCGAUGGUUCAAUCACUAUCACCAAUACACAAACAAAUUACAGCUACACUCUAGUCGAUUCACAAACUUUAAAUUCAGUACAACAACCAGCGACCAGUGGUGUUUGGACAAAUCUACCUGCAAGCACUUACCGAUUGACAGUUGUCAACAACACUGGUCCAACCUGCCAAUCAUCUAUUGAUAUUAUUGUCGGUAGCAAAGCACCAGUACUCUCAACAUCAAUUGUUAACAUAUGUUCCGCUGCUGUAUUGAAUUCAGUUGCAACAUUCUCAACAACUGUUAACAAUCAAGCAGUUAACAAUGUUAAUUAUUCAGUUGAUGGUGUCCAGAUUAAUUCAAACAAGAUCGAAUUGACACCAGGUAAUUACACAGUGAAAGCAUUUGUAAAUGAAAGUACCUGUAGACAAUUCACCAGCCAAACAUUCACAGUUCAAUCGAAUAUCGUCGAAGCAGAAGUUACAUCAUCGAUUUGUUCGACAGCCAGUAUCAAAGCAACAUCAGAACUCCAAGAUCAAUUGACAAUUAAAUUGAUUAAUGUUACAAAUGGUGGUAAUUCAUUGGUUGGUCAAGCAAUCAAUGGAAACACAGCCAACAUCACCAACCUCUCUCGUGGAACCUAUCAAUUCACAGUUGCCGAAUCAUCUGUUAUGAAUUCAAAAUUUAUUUAUUUAUUUGUAUUAUAUAUAUUUUUUAAUUUGAUUAACCACAAUUUUGUGGAAUCUUUGGAUUGUGGUAGUAAUGCUCUUCCAUUGCAACAGUAUAAUUUCCCACCAAUAACAAAGUAUUGGUAUGCCGAGUUCAUCUAUGAAGAUAUUGCAAAUGCUUUGGUGGACUUUGGUGCUGUCGGUCGAAAUACUCAUGCCAUUCCCGAGAAAGUGAUCACCGUCGAAAUCCCAAAAUAUCUUCAUCUUAGAUUCUAUGUCAAUGAUAUCUACGAUAUAUUCUUGACUGCCAGAGACUACAAUGGUGAACUUUGUAAUCAUACUAUCAUCUCCAAUACAACGACUCUGAUGAUUCCACACGUAGAUAUCGUUCAACCGAAAUGUCUAUAUUCCAAUGCCACUCUAACCCCGAUCAACAAUUCAGUUAUCAAUCUUCCAUUUUUCACUGUCAAAGGGGUCUCCAAUACAGAUCCUGCCAAUUCACUGAUAGCCGACACUCCAAGCUUCGAAUAUAGAGUCAAUAUGAAUGGUGUCUAUUCUAUUACCUAUCCUCCCAAUAUUGUAUAUUAUUUCCAUCUAUUUGCUCAAAAUCCAUUGGUACCAGUUAUUGGUUUCUCCCCCGCCAUCAUUGGUCAGAACAGUUAUUUAUCCGUUCAAAACACCCAGAUGUUCAGCUCCAUCCAAUUAAUUAAUAUCCAAGGAAAUCUAGUUACACCAACCAGUCCAAACCAAUUCCCAACUACAAUUGGAAUGCCCUAUCAAUUGAUUGCUGUUUCAGAUACCUGUGGAACUCAAGUUAUGAGUGUCACUCCAGGAUUAACACCAUCGUUAAAAUCUACUAUCUUAGGUUAUAAUUGUUCAGACUCUACCGUGGAGAUGUCAUUUGACUUUGGAUACCCAGUUACAGGUUAUAUUGAUAUGUCUAUUGAAAAUAUAGGUCCAUAUCAGUUGGGUACCCCAGUUAAAUUAGCCCAAGGAUCAUAUGUUAGAGUUUCUAUAUCUGGUGAUUUCCAAAAUUCCUAUAUUUUCAGUGUUCCAUCUAUCACACAAAACCAAAGCUACACCGUCAGUACAUAUCCAACUUGUACCACGAAUGGAUCUUUUUCAGUCAACUAUGAUGGCAAUAUCUCUGAUAUUAAAGUUAAUAGUAUCCCACUUACUUCCCAUCAAGUUCCAUUCGAGUUCAACCAACAAUACACCAUUCAAGGACUUUGUGGAGCACCAAUCAGUUUAUUAUAUAACAACCGACCACUAUAUUCAAUUGAUUCAACUUCCUACGAUUGUCUUGGAAUCAUGUCAGUUGUUGUUCAGAAUUACCAAUCAUACUCUGAAAUUAUUUUGAAUGACCACAUGCUAAAUAUCAAUUAUACGACAAUCAAUGGUAUCUUCCAAAAUGUAUAUCCAUCUUCCCAACUGUCAUUUAUCUACACUUUGGAUAAGAGCUGCCAAUCCUAUCAAUAUUCCAUCCCAUACACUAUGACUAUCCAAGAUUCCAGUCAAAUCCAGAUUAAACAAAAAAUACUUCAAUCAUCAUCAUCAUGUAGUGAAAAAGUGUUAUUCAAUUAUCAAGUCAUUAACAAUGGUGUCAUACUCGGAAAUUUUACCGAUAGUUUCUACUAUGGUCAAAGUAUAGGACAUAAAUAUAGAUAUGGAACAUGUAAUAAUAUCAUUAUUGUAGCCAUGGUCGAUAAUUCAUUAAAUGUAACAUCAUAUAAAAUUAUACAACCAGCAGUUUGUAAAGAUUCAAUAGCCACUAUUCAAUUGGAAUCUGUUGAUAUCAUGAAUUUAAAAACGGUCUUCAUUGAUGAUAUCCAGUCAGAUGUAACUUCUGAUGGCCUUUUACAAGUUCCAACUGGACAACAUACUAUUGAACUUACCUAUGCUAAUCCAUUUGGAAAUUGUAAAACUAUAUUGAAUGUCGACAUACCAUUCACAAACAACACUGAAUUGACACACACCAUAACCAAUCAAGAUUCAACAAAAUGUCACCAAUCAACAGGUUCUGUUCAAUUUGCUAAUUUCAAUGGUUUUAUUUCAUUGCAAAUCGAUGGAGAAAAUUCCACAAAUGGAACCUUUAGUAAUCUUCCUCCUGAUAUCUACACCAUCAAAUUCAAUCAUUCAGUUUGUGGAGUUGGUCAAUUCGUUGUUCCAAUCAUUACCGAUGGUGAAGUUACAUUCGAGGAAAUCUACAGACCAACAUGUUCCAAACCAGAUGGAGAAUCAGAUGGUGUCUAUAGAAUGAAUGUUCGUGAUAGAUUAAGAAAUCAAAUCCAAAACUCCUCCAUUAACACACCUUAUGUAUAUCAAACUAUGGGUAUUCUUGCUGGUCAGUCUUAUGGAAAUUAUCAGUUUGAAGUUCAAUCCGGAGAUUUUUGUAUUUGGAAUCUAAAUGGUGAAUUUUCAAAACAAGAAAUCAGUGUUAAUUAUUAUAAUGUUACACCUUACACUUCUUUCCCUGGAUCCUUUUAUUUUAACGCCAGUACAUACAUUAGAAUUGAUGAUGCGUUUUUAUCUAGUAUUACAGGUAUAUAUGUGUAUCCAGGAUAUGUUGAUUUCGCACUUUUCUCAAAUUUUCAAGCCACAUUCACUAUAAAUUAUAAUGAUAAUUGUCAGAUCUAUGUACCUGCUCCUCUCACUCCACCAACACCAGACUUUGGAAUCACCACAUUCAGACAAUGUGGAUCAAUGGACACCAUAUUACAAGUUCCACAAAGUGUUGUCAAUGAAUACUAUGUAACAACAAACAAUGGUAAUUUGGAUACCAACAACCAAAUGUACAUUUUCGACUCGAUUUAUAUUAUUUUGACAUCGAAAUCAAAUGGAACUCAAUAUUUCUACAAUGCCCAAAAUACAUACACUGCAUCCGCACUAGCCAUUCAAUAUACAUCGAAAGAUGAAUCAUGUUCUGGAAGUGGUGAUGGUUCAAUAACUGUUACCAAUCCAAUACCAAACGUUGUAUACUCACUUACAGAUACUGGAAUUGCAGGUCAAUUGCCACAACCAGCAACCAAUGGAAUCUGGAAAAAUCUACACGUCAGCAAAUAUCUUUUGACAGCUGUCAACACCACAGACCCCACAUGCCAAUCAUCUAUUGAUGUUUAUAUCCGUAGCAAUUCACCAGUACUCUCAACAUCAAUUGUUAACAUAUGUUCCGCUGCUGUAUUGAAUUCAGUUGCAACAUUCUCAACAACUGUAAACAAUCAAGCAGUUAACAAUGUUUAUUAUUCAGUUGAUGGUGUCCAGAUUAAUUCAAACAAGAUCGAAUUGACACCAGGUAAUUACACUGUGAAAGCAUUUGUAAAUGAAAGUACCUGUAGACAAUUCACCAGCCAAACAUUCACUGUUCAAUCGAAUAUCGUCGAAGCAGAAGUUACAUCAUCGAUUUGUUCGACAGCCAGUAUCAAAGCAACAUCAGAACUUCAAGAUCAAUUGACAAUUAGAUUGAUUAAUAUUACAAAUGGUGGUAAUUCAUUGGUUGGUCAAGCAAUCAACGGAAACACAGCCAACAUCACCAACCUCUCUCGUGGAACCUAUCAAUUCACAAUCACUGAAUCAUCUGGAUGUUCGAUUACAACAACAUCAUUCAACAUUCUUGAAUGUCCAACACAACCACCAACUGAAACUCCAACACAAACACCUGUCAAUCAUUCAUAUCAACUUUCACCAUCCACGUCAUUGUUCUUAUUCUCCAUUCUUUCAUUAUUCAUUUUACUUAAUUAA